UUAUGACGUCAGAAAAUGCGGCUUCCUGUCCGGCGUGACGGUUGGGUUGUGGAUUAUACCCACCAUAAUUAUAACCCAAGAAGCCGUUAUUGAAUUUAUUCUAGUUUAUAUCUAGUUUACAUCUUUAAACUGAGUGAUGUCUUGGGUGAAGAGUGUUCCAAGCAGUGGGGAUGAUGUGUUUGAUGAAGAGGAAGAUGAUCUCAGUCUCCAAAAUAAAGAGUGGAGGACUAAUAUGGAGAAGCGUGCGAAGGAAGGGUACCGAGAUGGCGCGGACGCCGGUAAAGAGGCCUCCCUACAGCACGGGUUUAAUGCCGGCUACAGGGAAGGAGCAGCGAAGAUGGUCGCCAUCGGACAGCUGAAAGGGAUCCUGAGUGCCAUGCAGUGCUGGUGUCAACAGCAGCAUCUGAACUCUCCGUUGCUCAGGCAGCUCCUUCAGGACGUGGUGAAGCAUGAGGAGGCAAUGGUGAGGAACAUGGAGAUGGAGAUGGCCAAGCUCCAUCCACAGGCCAAUGUGAGGGAUGUCACGGACCAUAUGGAGGACCUGGCUGUCUGGGGGGCUGACUGUGCAUCUGAGGAAGGGGAUUGUGCUAUGAAGGACUGUUCCAGGGAGGAGGGUGCAGAGGAGGGAAUCUUCUCCUCGCUAUCUGUCUGUCGUAACCCCACGUGUGACACGUUCAGCCUGGAACAAAGGCUUGGGCAGCUAAUGAAGACCUGCUUGGAACUGGUGGCUGAAUUAGGGCUCCCUGAAGAACUGUCCCAUCAUAUAAAGCAGUUGAUGAGUACUUAGUUGUGUUAUGCUCAUACACAUUUGUCUGCUAAGCAGAUGUCUUUAUCUGUGCCAGCUGCAGUCAAAUUUUUAAUUGGAGUCAUUUGUUAUAUUAACUAUGUGAAAUGUUAGUGAGCAGGACUGCGGACUGUCUGCAUUGUAGGGCUUUGAGUUUCACCACAAUGGCAGAUGGGGGUGAGGGGAUGGGUUUCGGAACACCGACAUGUUUCACCCUUCAGUUUUUUUUUUUAAUUAUUAUUAUUAUUAUAUAAAGCUGUUCCUGUGCUCAUGGAGCCUUAUUUAAAUUGAGAGAGUGUUACUUGCUGUAAAAUACUGGUUUCACUAAUGCUGUAAAAAUAGCUGCGCAAUAAAUAAUUUUAAUAAUAAUGCAUUAAUCUUUUCGAGAGGAAAAAUUAGAAUGUGUUCACAUUCUGAAUCUACACAAGUAAAUGAGGUUUUGGAA
Paramormyrops kingsleyae is the source of this 1229-nucleotide messenger RNA. It is a transcript of the gene otulina, whose product is annotated as OTU deubiquitinase with linear linkage specificity a. The record is from RefSeq and is a predicted model, not a curated record. Lineage: Eukaryota; Metazoa; Chordata; Actinopteri; Osteoglossiformes; Mormyridae.